CAUUCAAACGUGCUCGGUUCGCGUGGCGCUCAGUUGGCGGGAACUUGCUUUGUUUUAAGCCGGCAAAUUAAACAGACAAAAUAAUAAAAAAGAAUAAAAAAAUGUUAAUCCAACGGCUUUAUUUACAUUGCUGACAAACUGCAUUGAGACAGUAAGCGCUUGUGGAUUAUUAAACAAAAAAAUCAUAUAACUUGCAGUUCAAUGUGAUUAGAGCAAAAAUAUGUGGCUGAUAACAAUUACAUAUGUAUUAAAAAAGAAUAAAUAGGUCUUCAGAGGCACACGCAACGCACAGAUUUCUCGACAACGACGAUGAACAACCGCAACAACUCAAUCAUCGGCAUCAACAGGGAAAGCAACAACAAUAACAGCUUUACAAUACUGCGCUUUCUGCUGGUGGCAGCGACAGCGACAACAGUACAAGAAGCGCCCAAAGCCACAGUAAUAGUAUUCCAAGCUUCAGUGGCAGCCUCAUCGCGAAUCCAGCCAGCGGCAGCAGCAAAAACAUCAACAGCAACAGCGCUGACACAAGUAAAAUAAUUGCCGACGCAUUGGUGAGUCGCGCGCUUGCAUUGAAUCCGCUCAGCAUGUCGAACUCGCCCGAAGUGGUGGGAGCAAGUGUGGGUGUGGCUGCAGGAGCACAUGUAGAUGUGGACGUGGGCGCUGACGAGACACCGCUCGAGUCCUACGACGGCCUCGACGCAAUUAAUGAGAGUACCGAACUGCAGUGCCUGCUGCAGCAGCACAUUGAUACAACGACCUACGGCAAUGAUAGCGCCUACUGCCUCACCCACUUCGACUCGAUCCUUUGUUGGCCUCGCACGCCGCGUGGCACUUUGGCGGCGCUGCCGUGCCUGCACGAGUUCCAAGGCAUACAGUACGACAGCUCGCAGAAUGCGACGCGCUUUUGCCAUGCUAACGGCACAUGGGAGAAAUAUACCAACUAUGACUUGUGCAUGCACCUGCCCGCGCCCUCCACUGUACCUGAAUUCGAACCGAUCAUCGAGUUGCCAACGAUAAUUUACUACAUUGGCUACACCAUCAGUUUAGUCUCAUUGACGCUGGCGAUUAUUGUCUUCGCCUAUUUCAAGGAAUUACGCUGUUUACGCAAUUCAAUUCACGCCAAUUUAUUCUUCACAUACAUAAUGUCGGCGUUGCUGUGGAUACUGACUUUGUCCGUACAUAUUUCCAUACGAACGGGCCUAGGAGGCUGUGUGGUUCUUGUCACGCUAUUUCAUUUCUUCACCUUAACCAAUUUCUUCUGGAUGCUCGUUGAAGGCCUUUAUUUGUACAUGCUGGUUGUGAAGACAUUUUCCGGCGAUAAUAUACGCUUCAAUAUAUACGCAAUCAUCGGCUGGGGUGGACCCGCAGGUUUCGUUGUCAUUUGGGCAAUUGCCAAGGGAUUGACGAUAUCCUACGAUGUGGAGAAGUUCGACAUCGGCUGUCCUUGGAUGCGUGAAACCCAUGUGGAUUGGAUUUUUCAGGGCCCAGUCUGCGCGGUGCUGAUAAUGAAUUUAAUAUUUCUACUGAGAAUUAUGUGGGUGUUGAUAACGAAGCUCCGAUCCGCCAACACAGUGGAGACGCGCCAAUAUCGUAAAGCAGCCAAGGCAUUGUUGGUGCUCAUUCCGCUCUUCGGCAUCACCUACUUGGUGGUGUUGGCGGGCCCCAGCGAAAGCGGGGUCAUGAGUCACAUGUUCGCCGUCGUGCGCGCGCUGCUGCUCAGUACACAGGGCUUCGCAGUGUCAUUGUUCUAUUGUUUCCUAAACUCCGAAGUGAGAAACACGCUGAGGCAUCACAUUUCCACGUGGCGCGACGAGCGGAAUAUCCAACUAAAUCAAAGCAGAAGAUACACCACAAAGAGCUUCUCAAAGGAUUGCUCGCCGAGAACCGAGAGCACACGGCCACUCACAGCUUACUAUGGCAAAGGCAAACGCGAGUCCAGCGUCUCAUCGGCCACCACCACCACCCUGCUGGGCCACAACCAGAGCCUGAGUGUGAACGCGAACAUCAGCGCUGCGAUGGCGUUGCAGCACAGUUCUAACGGCACUUUGCACACGAUGCCCACCGUGACGGCGCUGACCGUUAUGCCGCGAGCGAUUAGUCCGCUCAUGAAGCAAGGACUCGAGGAAAAUUCCGUAUAAGGGAACACAAAUUAUAAAGAACUAACAUCUAUGAGUAGUAUAGUAUUAAGCAAUCUCUUUAGUUAAAUGCUAAGUUAAAGUGUAUUAGAAGUAAGACAAUGUCAUUAGCUAAUCAAAAGCGGAAAGGGAAAUUAUUAAACGCAAACUAACGAAUUUACUAUAAGUACUAGAACUUUUUUAACACACUGUACUCUAAGCACCACUUAAAUGUAAAUAUUAUUUAAAAUAUUGUAAUGGUAAUUAUAGAAUUGCUGUAAUUGUAAUUAUAAAAUUGUUGUAAUUAUAGAAUUGUAAAUAAUUGCUAAUUUUUUGUAAAUAUUGCAUUCAUAUGUGUGUUAGCUUUGGAACUUGAGCACGAAUACUGGCCUUCAGUGAACUUCAGUGUGAAAUAUUGAGAGAAAAUGACUUGAUAUUUGUAAAUGAUUCCUGUCAAUAGUUAAAUGUGUGUAUAUGUACAAGUAUAUGGUUAAAAUAAAAAACGAAAUUAACAAAUUAUAUAAAUGUGGUAUAUGUGUUUAAUUGUGUGUGUGUGUGUGUACUCUAAGUAUAUGUAAAGUUACUUAAAUAAAGUAUAUUCGCUUGAAUUUUUUUUUUCAUUAUAAAUUUUUUACAAAUUCUGAUAUUUUCCAGCUUCACUAGUGCCCUACUUUAAGAAUAGUUAGUUUUUUAUCUUGUUUACUUAGUACAAUUUUUCUAUAAGUUAAGACAGUUAUUCUAUGUAAAUAUCUUUUUAUGGAGAUAUUUUUGUUAUAUGCUGGGCAGUCGAAAAAGUUUUUUCGUAUUUCUAAUCAAACUUUAACUUAUUUUUUUAUAUUUAUACUAAUAAAUAAAUAAACAAAUAUGUACCAUUUUGGUCGAUCACUUUUUGCCAUUUUUCCGCUAGAGAUAUUAUUUCAUCAGUGUAAAACUUUUAUCAGUGUAAGUCGAAAUUCCGAAGUUUCCAGAACAGAAGCGAGCGAACCAUUGUUAUGCUACACGAACUGAUACAGCAUUGUCUCCGUAAACUUCACAAAUUUCUUUGGUGGCUUACGUGACAUUCUUCUUUUUUCGACUACCCUAUAUUUAAAUAUCUGUAUAUUGUUUCUAAAACACAUUGUAAAAGAAUACUUUAUU
Bactrocera dorsalis (oriental fruit fly) is the source of this 3251-nucleotide messenger RNA. RefSeq names its product diuretic hormone receptor (gene Dh44-R1). The transcript is spliced from 13 exons. The record is from RefSeq and is a predicted model, not a curated record. Gene Ontology annotation, molecular function: diuretic hormone receptor activity; peptide hormone binding; G protein-coupled peptide receptor activity. Gene Ontology annotation, biological process: cell surface receptor signaling pathway; adenylate cyclase-modulating G protein-coupled receptor signaling pathway. The coding region runs from base 585 to 2138 and encodes 517 amino acids. Gene Ontology annotation, cellular component: plasma membrane. Lineage: Eukaryota; Metazoa; Arthropoda; Insecta; Diptera; Tephritidae.